AUGGCACCGCAGCUUGAGCCUUUUUUCCAGCAGGUCGAUUAUUUGUCUGAUUCCUUUAUUGACCGAUUGCGAAAUGCUGUUGCUAUUCCGUCCAUUUCUGCACAAGAUGAGAACAGAAAAGAUGUUUUCAAGAUGGCAGAAUUCCUUGCAUCGGAGCUGGCAGCCUUGGGAGCCGAAGUACAACAACGGCCACUAGGUAAACAACCUGGAAAAGAACAUCUCGAACUCCCCCCAGUUGUUAUUGCUCGCUAUGGCAAUGACAAAAACAAGCGCACUAUAUUAGUCUACGGUCAUUACGAUGUGCAACCUGCCUUGAAGGAAGACGGCUGGAGUACUGAACCUUUCAAAUUGACAGUCGAUAAUCAUGGAAGGAUGUACGGUCGUGGAAGCACAGACGAUAAAGGCCCAGUUUUAGGUUGGCUGAAUGUGAUUGAAGCCCACAAAAAAGCCGGAGUUGAGCUACCAGUGAAUCUUCUUUGCUGCUUUGAAGGUAUGGAGGAGUAUGGCUCUGAAGGCUUGGAAGAGUUUAUUCAGUCUGAAAGCAAAAGCUUUUUCAAGGAUGCAGACGCUGUUUGCAUUUCUGAUAACUACUGGCUUGGCACUGAGAAACCCUGCCUUACUUACGGCUUGCGUGGUUGUAACUAUUACUCUAUCAGUGUCUCUGGCCCUGCUCAAGAUCUGCAUAGCGGGGUGUUCGGUGGCUCUGCCCAUGAGCCAAUGACUGACCUUGUCCAUAUACUGUCCAAACUCGUCGAUUCGCAUGGCAACAUUUUGGUGCCUGGGAUCAUGGACCUGGUCGAGCCCUUGACAGAAGAGGAAAAUUCUCUGUACCCGAAUAUCAGCUAUACAAUGGACAAUUUACACGAAUCCUUGGGUAGCCAAACAAGCAUCCACCCAACCAAAGAACAGACUCUUAUGGCACGAUGGAGAUAUCCAUCCCUGUCUAUUCACGGUGUUGAGGGUGCAUACUCGGCCCCCGGUGCGAAAACAGUUAUUCCGGCAAAAGUCAUCGGCAAGUUCUCAAUUCGGACUGUUCCAAAUAUGGAAAGUGUGGAUGUCAAUAGGCUCGUCUUUGGUUAUAUCAAGGCUGAAUUUGCCAAAUUGAACAGCAAAAAUACUUUGGACGUAUGGCUCCAGCACGACGGGAAAUGGUGGGUAUCCAGCCCGAAACAUUGGAACUUCACAGCAGCAAGUAAGGCAGUGAAGCAAGUGUUCGGCGUUGAACCAGACAUGACCCGUGAGGGUGGCAGUAUUCCCGUUACGUUGAGCUUUGAACAGGCAACAGGUAAGAAUGUUCUGCUUUUGCCAAUGGGUAGCUCAACCGACGCUGCCCAUUCCAUCAAUGAGAAGCUUGAUAAGAGGAAUUACAUCGAAGGUACCAAGCUGCUAGGUGCCUAUUUACAUUAUGUUGCGGAGGAGCCCACGAAGGCUUGA
This is a messenger RNA of Aspergillus tanneri, 1434 nucleotides long. RefSeq names its product M20 family dipeptidase. The coding region runs from base 1 to 1434 and encodes 477 amino acids. Lineage: Eukaryota; Fungi; Ascomycota; Eurotiomycetes; Eurotiales; Aspergillaceae. The transcript has 5 exons. Gene Ontology annotation, biological process: proteolysis. The record is from RefSeq and is a predicted model, not a curated record. Gene Ontology annotation, molecular function: metallodipeptidase activity.